AUGAAGGCUGUUAUCACUGGUGCAUCUGGUUUGUUGGGUAGAGCCGCUCUCAGGCAAUUCAAAGACGCUGGCUGCCAAGUGGUUGGCACCGCAUUCUCUCGCUCAAAAGGCGAUUUAAUCAAAUUGGAUUUGACAGACGCAAAGGCAGUUGAGCACUUUUUACAGGAGCAGAAGCCGGAUGUGUUGGUUCAUUGUGCUGCUGAGCGUCGCCCUGAUGUCGCUGAAAGAGAUCAAGAUGCUGUAUUGCACUUGAACGUGGAGACCCCUAGAAAUCUCGGCAAGAUCUGCAAAGACAAUGGCGUCAUGCUAAUUUACAUAAGUACAGAUUAUGUGUUUGACGGUACCGCUCCUCCUUAUGAGGUUGGAGAUAAACCUAACCCCUUGAACUUCUACGGCCAAACUAAAUUGGACGGUGAGGAGGCUAUCAAGAGUGUGUACCCCGAGGCCGUGAUUCUUCGUGUACCCAUUUUAUACGGAAGCACCGAAUACAACGCUGAGUCUGCAAUCAAUGUCUUGAUUGACGUUGUUCUGAACCACGAUAAAAAAGUAACUGUUGAUAACGUGGCAAGCCGUUACCCUACCAAUGUUGAGGAUGUUGGUCGAGUGCUUAAGGAUUUAGCUGUUGCCAAGGUUGAAAAUCACAAGGAUAUCAGGGGCAUUUAUCAUUUCUCAGGUGAAGAGAGUAUCACAAAGUACCAAGUGUGUGAAAUCUUUGGCAAGAUUUUGAAUACUCCUAUUGAUCAUCUCACUCCUCAAGAUACUGUGGAUAAAGCCGCCGCAGUUUCAAGACCUGAAAACUCUCACUUGUCAAGCAAACGUUUGCAAGAAAGCGGCAUUGAUACCAACUGUGUCAAAUUCGCUACCUGGUUUUCUGAGAAUCUCGAUCCCAUAGAGAAAUAA
Molecule: messenger RNA, 900 nt
Organism: Mucor velutinosus
Lineage: Eukaryota; Fungi; Mucoromycota; Mucoromycetes; Mucorales; Mucoraceae
Product: cysteinyl-tRNA synthetase
Exons: 10
Coding region: 1-900 (299 amino acids)
Biological process (GO): S-adenosylmethionine biosynthetic process
Cellular component (GO): methionine adenosyltransferase complex
Molecular function (GO): methionine adenosyltransferase regulator activity
Source: RefSeq, a predicted model, not a curated record